Messenger RNA from Amoebophrya sp. A25, 2356 nucleotides. The record is from the annotation of a GenBank genome assembly. NCBI's taxonomy places the organism in Eukaryota, Dinophyceae, Syndiniales, Amoebophryaceae.
AUUUAAUACGUUGUCGUUGUGUUAGUAUUUAGUUUACCCAGACGACAUAGAGCUACAGUCGAUGGGCAGUCUUGUUAGUCGAGCAUCAUUCUUAGUGGGUCUUGUUCUUGUUCAGCUCAAAUAUUAAUUUGUUUUUAUCCAAGCACGACCAUCAACAGGAGAGCAUAGAUACUUCUAAAAGUGAAAAACAAGAUGGUCGUCGAACCAGAGACACCCACUUCUCCUGGCGCCUCGCCUGCAGAGGCACCUGGGAGUCAAGCUCACUUCUCAAGCCUGGUGGACAAGUGUGAAGAUGGCGGUCAGCUAUGUCGCAUUCUACCUGUCCUCAUGAGACAGGCAGGCGAGCAACAGCCAAUUUUCAUCGAGAAACUCAAGACCUUGCUGAAAUCCAUCUCCUUUCCGCCAUUGGCCCUGCAAUUGGCGUGUCGAACACUAGAGCCACCGAGUAGCAAGUCGGCAUUUGCACUUGGCACGGCUGGUAAACGGCCUCCAGCUGCAGGAGAAGAGAAACCUCAGGACAAAGACGCUGUACUACCGAAUGCUGGUAGUGCCGCGACUGCUGAACAAGCAAACCCAACCUCAGCCGGCGCACCACCCGCUGCUAAACGCCAAAAGCUCAACCUCAUGCGCACUAUGGCAAAUCUUUCAGCGUCGUCAAACCCUGCUACAUCGUCAAUAAGUGAGGGCAAUGCUCAACAAGCACAGCAAGGUGAAGAGGCACAAGCCCCGAAGAAGUUCGCCGUAUACAUGCACAACAUUCUCUACAGUGUGGAUGAAAGCCGCAUUCGCACUUUCUUGCAGCAGAGAGGGAUACGGGACAUCAAAAGUAUCAACAUGCUGAAGACGCCAGCAGGAAAAUCGAAAGGUGCAUGUCAGAUAGUGUUCGCUUCGCAGGCAGAAAUGACGAUAGCCUUAGGGUUGAACGAAAGCCAAGAAUUAGACAUGGAAGGCGGGAGGAAGAUCUACGUAAAUACAUUAUAUCACUUUUUAUGGGUGUAGGGAAUUCAUCUCCCAAGUCAUCUGGAAGAAGAAAACAAGAACAAAAACAGAGCCAGACGAUUCCUGAGUUGGAUUCCCUAUAGAUACCUCUAAACUUUCUUACAUUUUUUUGAGUUUGCAUAUGCACAGGUGUUCAACGUCAACCUUCGCUUUGUUUAGUUCAGAUCCUCCAACAGGUCCAAGUCCAUAUGUUUCCAAUACUUACUCUCUACCAAAUACAAGUUAAAGAACACCCCUCGACUCAUCUAUCCCCAAAUGUAACUACCACAGGUUCGCGAAGACCUCUACGCUCAUCAGAGCCAGGAACUUGGAGAGCACAAGGCGACGACAGCUUCAACGAACGCUCCCAGCGCUUUCAAGCCCUCAGCCAAAGAUCUUCAUAGUGCCAGUGGAUCUUCAACGAGCAAUAGCGGUUCCUCCGUCAUCGUAAAGAAUCUUGCUUUCACCGCCAGUGAGGCAAACCUUGGUGAACUGUUCGCUGGCGUCGGUGAAAUUCGUGCGGUGAGACUCGCUAGACAAGCAAACGGGAAGCCUGCAGGAUAUGCCAUUGUGGAGUUCACGCAUCCUGGCGCAGUGGCGCCAGCCUUAGCCAGAUCUGGAGCUAAUAUCAAAAAUAGGCCUGUUAGAGUAGAGGCCAUGCGAGGAACAAGCGGCGGGGGUGGUGGUGCGCCUCAGAAUGGAGCUGUUGUAGAGGGUUCUCCUACAUCAGGAGCAGCGCAAGCAAAUAAGACCUCUUCUUUAUCAGAUAAGCUUGCGACACUAGAUGCUGAUGCACAAAAGGAAGCAGGUACAAGUGGAAAUGACGCAGCAACCACGACUACAGAGCAAAAACCAGCAGGUCUAUCUUCUUUCUUCUGCAAGAAGGAUGAGACCAUGGACUAUGCAGGUUUGCUAACUAUGGUGUCAAAAUUCGAGUCUAUCGAAGCACUGAAGAAAGACAUCACCGAAGAGCAGGCCAAGUCCUGGCUUUCUGGUGUUGGGUUAAAAGCUGGUGGCACAUUUGAGGAAAGGGCUCAACGUUUAUGGCGUGUACGAGAAUUCGAGAACUUUGAUGACAUACCAAAAGAUCUCAAGCCUGGACCAGCGAAGAUCAAUAAAAAAAAACCUGACUAUUUGGGAAAUAAGGGUGGAAAGAAAGGAGGACAGAAAGACGGUGAUGCAGCAGAAGCUGGGGGUGCUGAAGCUAAAGACUGAGCGCCCACAAGUAGAAUAGACUGCUCCAAUGUGUUUUCCCCUCGCCAUUUUGACCAAAAAAACCUAAUGUUACCUCCCAAGUCCUCCACAACAAUAUAGACGUGACCCGCCUUCAGCUUCAUAUCACCGAUUUUCCCUGAUUUAAGUUUCAUGCGCAUGCCAU